AUGAGACCUGCACCUGCCAUUGGGGUGUGGCCCAAGGCUGCUGAUGUUGCCAUCAUCUUGCAAGAGGGCAUUUUCGACAAAGACAUGGAUUGGUACGAGACACCACAACCUACAGGUGAGCUUAUCCACUUCACUUGCCACUACCAACUCUAG
Molecule: messenger RNA, 153 nt
Organism: Suillus fuscotomentosus
Lineage: Eukaryota; Fungi; Basidiomycota; Agaricomycetes; Boletales; Suillaceae
Exons: 2
Coding region: 1-153 (50 amino acids)
Source: RefSeq, a predicted model, not a curated record